AUGCUGCGACGGAGAGGGAGGACUCUGGCAGGAGGAAGACGGAGAGGAAACCAGGAGAGAGAAGGACAGAUAGAACAAGGAGACCAGGAUGAAGGAGGGGAGACGGGAACGGCUCUCGCUGAGUGCCUGACUUUAUGCUCGGAGGGACCAGCGCGAGGAACGAAGGGGGACGGAACGGCCACUGUCUCUGCGGGCCCCAUACAGGGGGUGGGACCACCCCGUUGGGGGCGGCACUUGAAGAAAGAGGAGAAGGGAGAGGCAGGGUCGCUGGUGCGUUCGCGUGCAGCCACCAAGACGGGGCACGCACGUUCCGCGGGCGAUGCCUUCAAAGAUGACUGCCUCAACGACGAAGACUUGGAGCUUCUUUUGAAGAGCGGCGCCUUCUUCGACACUCCACCUCGAGACGGCGAGGCAGCGUUUAUGAACGAUGGGCAGCUGAGGUUGAUGCUUCGUCCCGAAACGACAGCGAGAGGGCGCAGGGACGAAGGGUGGCCUUUGAGGGCGGCCGACGUAGAGGAACAGUGGACGUUUCUCGAAAAGGAAGAAGGCUCAAACGGAGAGACAGGCGAGGGACACAGUCUUGGUGACUGCGAUUUUCAGUCAGCUCUCUCAGACCUAGGCGAGGCGAGCGACGGGCGACUGGGGGCGGAAGUCGAGAACGAGAACAGAGAAGGGUGGCCAGAAGGAUCGGCGAGAAUUCUGGGCAAACAAGGAAGGUCUCACGGAGUCAAGGGAAGAGCCAAGAGAGACACCUUCUCGAAGGACGACCUUCAAAAGAGACGCGCCGGGGACGGCGGAGGCGUCGCCGGCCGCGACUCCGGAGAAGGUGCGCCUCUUCAGAGGGACUCAGCGAAAGGCUUGACGCCUCUUCUCCUGGACGGCGCGAGCAUCGCUUUCGAACACGGCCGGCAACGGCGCCUCUCUCCUCUCGGAGUUUCAUUUGCUGUCGCGCGCGUCUUUGAGCUCGGCCUUCCUGCCAAAGUGCUGUUGCCUUUCUGGUUGGCGGGCGAGGAGCACUUCUACCCGACGUUUUUCUUGGGAAAUGCAAAAGGGGUUGCGCUCUGGCAGCAAGUGCGGCAAGGCCUGCAAGAGGACAGCAUGCUCGUUGUUCUUCCCGACCCAAACGCCCAUCUCCCCGAAGAGAGCCACGCGCGCUGGUACCCAACGCGGGACUGCUUCAAAUCGCUGUCAGACGCUCUGGAAAUCGCGAGGCUGUGCAAGCAGUGGGGCGCCGCACUGUGCUCGAACGACUUUGAGCAGUUUCUUCGUCUCGUCGUUGGUCAGAAGAACAAGAAGAUGGCGGAGAUCUACGACUUUGUUUCCCGUUCUUCGGUCCUCCUGGCUUUCCACAAAAAUGAGAUGCAUCUUAUUCUAGACUCACAAGGUGGGUAUCCGACCUGCAAAGUUUGCGAAACUUGCUUUCACCGCUGCCUCCCUAGGCUCAGACGUCAAUCCCUGUAG
Molecule: messenger RNA, 1461 nt
Organism: Neospora caninum
Lineage: Eukaryota; Apicomplexa; Conoidasida; Eucoccidiorida; Sarcocystidae
Exons: 6
Coding region: 1-1461 (486 amino acids)
Source: RefSeq, a predicted model, not a curated record